Telopea speciosissima is the source of this 926-nucleotide messenger RNA. RefSeq lists its product as uncharacterized. The coding region runs from base 11 to 922 and encodes 303 amino acids. The transcript has a single exon. Lineage: Eukaryota; Viridiplantae; Streptophyta; Magnoliopsida; Proteales; Proteaceae. The record is from RefSeq and is a predicted model, not a curated record.
CCUUUCUUCAAUGGCGUCCAUCUUUCCUUCUGAUCUGCAAUUUGACUUCAGAGUUCUAAGAAGAACUCAAUUCAAAAUCUCCAAAAAUGGGAAGUUCAUGCUCUCCAUCAUCGUCCUUACCCUCGUCCCUUACUCUCUUCUCUUGCUGGCUGAUCAUUACAUCCAAUACCCUCUGAUUAUGGAUUUCAUCACCAGAGUUCUUCUAUUGGGCACAGAGAAACGCAGAAGCCCUGAACGCACCAAAUUGCUCAGUCAAAUCAAAGAAGACGCCAGAAACAUUGUUACUAUUCAAUUCUUCUUCACAAUUGGGUUUUGUUUCAUCUCCCUGUUCUCCAUAACUUCUACAAUCUAUGUUUCAGCCAUGGCUAGAGCUAAGAAGAACCUAUCCUUCAAGGAGCUUGUUUCGAUGAUUAUAAGAACAUGGAUCCGACCAACGAUCACUCUGUUCUACUUGACUCUUUUGGGUUCUGGUUAUGCCCUUUUGGUUUUGGUUUCCCUGGGUGUUCUUGUGGUGGUUUCUGAUGGUCUUCUUACCUUGCUUGUCCUUUGCAUUUUGACAGCCCUUUUGGGGUUUCUGCUUUCUCAGUACUUGGCUGCAAAUUGGGUACUGGGGUUAGUGAUUUCAGUUGUGGAAGAAGGUUGCUAUGGCUUGGAAGCUCUGGGGAGAGCUGCAGAGAUCAUCAAGGGAAAAAAGCUUCAUUUCCAGGGCUUCAUCAUAAACCUUAUUUUUGCCUUGAUUUGUGGUACCAUUUUAGGGGUUCUUGGUUACAAGUUUAUAACAAGUUUACUGGUAGCAAGGAGAUUGGUGAUCUUGUUGGUUAUAGUGAACAUGCUUUGCCUGGUUAAGAUCUUCUAUUUUAUGGUGUACACUAUGUUCUAUCUCCAUUGUAAGAAAAUCCAUCAAGGAAUGAAAGUACAAUGAGGCA